AUGGAGAAAGAAUAAAAUUAUAAAACAAGUUAUUAGAAUACCCUCACAAGACAUACGAUUUCUCAUGGAAAACAUCAAUAUGGUUUUUCAAUUGCAUCAAUUAAUUUAACUUCCUAAAAAUCAAUCGAUUAAUUUCUAGAGUAAUAUAAUGUAAUAACAGUUUUAAUUAAACCUAGUGCCAAAAUUGGGUUUGGUUAAGACUGACAUAUGACUGUCCCUAAGACGCCGGGACCGAUACAAAAUACAUUUUUAGCAAUCCUCUAUUGGUAGUAUAACUUUAUUUUUUAUUUUUUAAUAUUAUUACUAAGAAAAAAUUUUUUUUUUUUAAGAAAUCGAGAUUAUUGUCUGGUUGGGAUUUUUAGGCUUCAAAUUUUAGUGUGAAGAAAAUCCAUAAUGUAACAAAAAUAAUGAGGCAAACUUUUUUUAAAUUCUAAUAUAGAUAUAAUCGAAAUGUGUGCCAUUUAUAAAAACCACACCUCCCUCCCUGCAAUACAAUCAAACUUGUUUAUAAGCAUUUUUACUACAAUGAAUGUAUUCUAUUACAAAACAAAGUAUAGCACAAAUAUGGUAUUAUAGUAGUUACAUUCUCCUAACUUCAAUUUUAAAUUAUGCGUUUUACUUCUCUGGAUGCAAAUAAAUGUUCAAUAAGUCGUUGCAUAACUAACUGGACAAUUGUAUUGUAGAUGUCCAUACCCAUAUAGUCCUUACCAAUACUUGUAAGCAUUAUUAUUUACCUGUUACUUUGAAGUAAUGAGAGAUCGAAUAUAGGGCUAACCGAGGAAGGUUCAAUGUUUAAUAUAUAUAGAUAUGCUUGAAAAACACUAGUAUCUCAGGAGGGUAGGAUUGUUAAUUUGUAGCUCGAACUUACAUAUAUAGAAGGCUGUUUACAAACUCAUAUGGACAGGAGUGUUGAAAUAAG
Messenger RNA from Paramecium octaurelia, 919 nucleotides. NCBI's taxonomy places the organism in Eukaryota, Ciliophora, Oligohymenophorea, Peniculida, Parameciidae. The record is from the annotation of a GenBank genome assembly.